This is a messenger RNA of Dromaius novaehollandiae (emu), 3075 nucleotides long. It is a transcript of the gene TATDN1, whose product is annotated as TatD DNase domain containing 1. Bases 69 to 932 code for a protein of 287 amino acids. Gene Ontology annotation, molecular function: 3'-5'-DNA exonuclease activity. The transcript is spliced from 12 exons. NCBI's taxonomy places the organism in Eukaryota, Metazoa, Chordata, Aves, Casuariiformes, Dromaiidae. Gene Ontology annotation, cellular component: cytosol. The record is from RefSeq and is a predicted model, not a curated record.
GCGUCCCGCACCGACCCCACCCCCACCCCCACCCCCACCCCGCCGCCGCCGCCGCCGCCGCCGCCGCCAUGAGCCGCGCCAAGUUCAUCGAUAUUGGUGUUAACCUGACAGAUCCUAUGUUCAGGGGAGUCUACAGAGGGACGCAGAAACAUCAAGAUGACUUUUUGGAUGUGGUAGAGAGAGCAGUCAAAGUUGGUGUUAAAAAGUUUUUGAUUACAGGUGGAAGUCUACAAGACAGUAAAGAUGCAUUGCAGCUGGCACAGACUAAUGAUAUGUUUUACAGUACAGUUGGCUGCCAUCCUACCCGCUGUGGAGAAUUUGAGCAGAGUAAGCCUGAGGAGUAUUUAUCCGAAUUACAAAAUCUAAUUGAAAAAAAUAAGACAAAGAUAAUAGCAGUUGGGGAAUGUGGCUUAGAUUUUGAUAGAUUAGAAUUUUGCCCAAAGGACAUCCAACUCAAAUAUUUUGAAAAACAAUUUGACCUGUCAGAACAAACAGAACUGCCAAUGUUUCUCCACUGUAGGAACUCACAUGCUGAAUUUUUAGAUAUAAUGAGAAGAAAUAGAGAUAGAUUUGUGGGAGGGGUGGUACAUUCUUUUGAUGGCACAAAGGAGGAAGCAGCUGCUAUGAUAGAUUUAGAUCUCUAUAUUGGAAUAAAUGGCUGUUCAUUGAAAACAGAAGCUAACUUGGAAACCCUGAAAUCCAUUCCUAGUGAGCGAUUAAUGAUAGAGACUGAUGCACCUUGGUGUGGAGUGAAAAAUACUCAUGCGGGAUCAAAAUACAUAAAAACUACAUUUCCUACAAAAAAGAAAUGGGAAAUAGGGCACUGCUUGAAGGACAGAAAUGAACCCUGCCACAUAAUGAGACCUGAAGAAACGUUUUUCCAGAAAAGACCACCAGUCAUGCUAAAAGCACAGGUUAAGCUUACAUGGUGACAUCUACUAGUGUUUAGAUAUUUUGUGCAGUAAUAAUUUGUAAUAUUCCUUGAAGUUCAUUUUAUUGGUGUAUUAAAUACAAAGUGCACACAUGAGCGUGGAAAUGUUCUAAUGUUCUUUCAGUACUUUACACCUUCUGGGGUCAUCCAGGGAUUUGGGGGCAGAGGAAGAGACUAACUGAAAAAAAAAAAUUCUGAAAAUGCACUGAGGACAGGUGGGAGUCAGCUUUAUUCAGUAACAGUAGAGGUGCCUGUUUAGGCAAGCCUGUAUGUGUUAACAACACCCCCACCCCCAGCCUUUGCUGCCUUACUUGUAAGUUACAGUGAAAGUGUUUCAGAAACCCCACAAGCAGGCGUGCAGGGAGUCUGCCCUAAAACAGUAUGCAAGUGCUAUACUUUGGGUUUUGGUCUUUUAUAAAAUAAUCUUGUUUAGGUCAACCUUAUUUCAGAUGUACUGUCCCUUUAAAAUUAUAGCCCAUAUUAGUUGUAGAUUAGUAACCUGAAAACCUCUUAAACCUUAGGAAAAAUGAAGGUAAGGUAAAUGGUAAGGGAAAAUUGGUAUUUUAUGACUUCUCAAAUAGCAAGAUGUAGUGUGAGUGGCAAGUAACAUCAGCUCACAACCAUUUAGCAUAGAUAAGUUGGCAAGAGGAGUUUCCCCCUUGUCUUUCGGAGACAAGACUGCUUCCUUAGAAGCUAUUUUCAUUAAAACUUUAGCCCUCAAGUUUUUUUCCCCCCUGCAGUGGUUUAUUUCACACAAACAGUAUUACAGUAACAUGGGCUAAUCCAGCUAUAUCCAAUGGGGGACAGAUACGUAAGCCCUACCAAAACACUGCAAGGCUUAAAUUCUUGGUUAUUUAAAACUUAUUUCGGUGCAGGCCUGUAGCCAAAGGGCCUGAUCGCGCCUCAACUUCUCUUGGAAUAAUGAACAGUUAGUAGCUUCCCCUUAAAUCAAGAAGCUGUUUGGCUACAAAGCCCAGGCAUGGGCAUGAAACGGGCUACUCCUGCAUUAUGGAAAAAGUUGUUUGCAUUUGAAAUAUAGUCUAAAGGAGCUUUACCUCCUUCCUCAAAAAGAAGUCUGGCUAUUAUGUAUGUUAGAUACAAGAUCCCAAAACCACCACCAGCAAGCUUGAGGGUCAUCAGCUUUACCAUGAAAAUUUGAUUUUUUUUUUUCCUUCCUACUUCUAGUUAAAUGGUAAGAUGAUAUAAAACCUCUUAGGAAUUGUACAGAGUAUGCAUUUUUUCAGUAUGAUUAAGUGCUAGGAGACCAUGAGAAAAUAAGUACAGAGAAAGGUGAGGACUUGAUUGGUUUUUAUUAUUAUUCACCCCAUUUUUUUUUCCCUCUUAACUUUCCUGGCUUGUGCCAAGGCCUUUUAAAAGUGCUCAUUUAACAUGUACUACCACUAUUAUCUGAACUUACUCCUCAAAAUUAAUAUAGACAAAUCAAAAGUAGGAAUGAACCAUUUUGGCAGCUAUACUCUCAAAAUAGAUGAUAAAUUUAUGGCAGGAAUUUAAGCUUUGCCAUAGACCAGUGUCUAUUUAGAAUGCAGAUUUAGCCUUGAAAGGAGGCUAAUAAAUUUCAGUCUGAAAAUUAAGACUAUGGAUAAAGACACCCACAAGAUGACACUUUCUUUGAAACAGAAAGCUGUUUAAUUACGUCCAAAAAAGAGUCAAAAGACCAAAGAUGAAUCUGUACCAGUGAGCAACCAGUGUUCCGUGUAGAGGGAAGAGAAGUUAGUGACUUAGUGAAGCUAUUUGCCUAUCUGAGCACCUUCCCUGUUGCUUUCAGAAUAGUUUUUAUUCCAGAUUAAUCUUAGUUACUUGUCUACAUAUACAUGCAGUAGACAAGUAUAUUCAAUACUGAGUUUGAGUUUACUAAUAUUCUUCUUUCUUUUUUAGUCAAAUACUGGAAAUAAUGGCAGCAGUAAGGGAAGAUGACCCAUCUGAGUUGGCCAAUACCUUAUAUAACAACACUAUUAAAGUCUUCUUUCCAAAUGUGUAAAGUUGUUUUUCUUACAUUUAUUCAGCAUAACUUCAGUAAAUGUAUUGCAAAAACUUAAGAAUGAUCAUGUCUGCACAUUCUCAGCAAUGGAACCAAUAUGUAGUGCUGCUUUUUGUGCAAGAUUAAAGAUGAUUUUGAAAAAGGU